Molecule: messenger RNA, 4945 nt
Organism: Quercus robur (English oak)
Lineage: Eukaryota; Viridiplantae; Streptophyta; Magnoliopsida; Fagales; Fagaceae
Exons: 9
Coding region: 305-4705 (1466 amino acids)
Source: RefSeq, a predicted model, not a curated record
UGUUGUUAGUUACCUAUUAGGCGCUCAUUCACUCACACAGUGACACACACAGUCUCUCUCUCAUUCUUCUCUAUGAAACGCCAAAGGAGGAAAAUAAAAUAACACCCUUCACAACAAUGACCAGCUAGCUAACGCUCUUUCUCUCUCUCUCUCUCUCUCUCAUUACCUGGUUGGUAGUAAAUUGAUAAUGGUGGUUGAGGAGGUGAUGGAAUUUGUGUUUGAAUUGGGGAGAGAGAGAUAGAGUAAGUAACUAAUUAAUGUGAGCACCAAUUAUCAAGGAAAAGGAUAGAAACCAGAAAAAAAAAUGUUCAGGUUGCACAAGACCAGGCAUGCCAAAUCAGGAGAGAGAGUUGAUUUCAACUUCUCCAACUUUAAGGCCCUUCAGGUACCAAAAGGCUGGGACAAGUUGGUUGUAUCCAUUAUCUCUGUCGAAACUGGGAAAACAAUUGCAAAGUCAAGCAAAGCACUUGUACAUAAUGGAAGUUGUCAGUGGACGGAUUCUAUUUCAGAAACUAUAUGUUUUUCACAGGAUGACUCUUCAAAGGAGCUACAGGAUUGUUUCUUCAAGCUUGUUGUCUCCAUGGGUUCAGCUAGAUCUGGCAUCCUUGGAGAGGCUACAGUCAAUAUGACAGGCUAUAUGAGUUCACCUGCUCCUGUUCCAGUUUCACUAAGAUUGAAAAAGUGCAAUCAUGGGACAAUUUUACAAGUAAAAAUUCACUGCCUGUCACCAAGAACAAAACCCAGGGAUGAAGAAUCGAAAGAGACAAACUUCCAUUCUGAUCAAGAAUCAAACUUUCAUGAUCUGGACUCUAAGUCAGAAGGAUCUGAAAGUACAUUUGCAAGGAGUAUUGAAUCUUCCUCUAGUAAAGAUUUGGGCUCUACCGUGGACCCAGGAGAACCAGGGAGUAGGGGAACAAGUUUCUCUGCAUCAGGUUCACAUUACAGCUAUGAUUCAGCUGAGAGUUCCAUUGGGAAGGAGACGUUCUCCCCGAGAAACAACUUAAGUAGUGAUCGACACAGUCCCAUUGGAAGACAAGAAUCGAUCAGCUCCCAAAAUGGUGUGCCUUCUGGCAGCAAUCCAAGUAGUGAUCCUAUUCAAUCAAAUCAUUCGUCAUUUAGUUCAAGGCUAACGGGGUCAGGAAACCAGAAUAGUAGGCAAGAUUUUGAAACAUCGUCUUUGAAACCUGCUGGUUCUCCAAAAAACCUUACGGAGACUGCACAAGAUUCAGUUGGAGAGCUUCAUGCAGAGGCUAAGAUGUGGGAGAGGAAUGCCCGCAAGCUCAUGCUUGAUUUGGAUAUACUGAGGAAGGAAUUCUCUGAUCAGUCCAAAAACGAGGAAAAUUUGAAAAAGGAGCUUUCAACAGCAUUUUUAGAACGUGAUGAAUUAAGGAAAGAGGUUGAACAAUUGAAAUUGUCGCCGGAGAAGCCUAUGGCAAAACAAACAGUGACUGAGGAUUCAAAAUUUCAAGAUGACGGCCUAUCCCAUAUUGAAAAGGAACUGAAAGAUGAAUUAAAGUUUCAGAAAGAGUCCAAUGCCAAUUUGGCUCUGCAAUUGCAGAGGAGUCAAGCAUCAAACCUUGAGCUUGUUUCUGUUCUUCAGGAGCUGGAAGAGACCAUAGAAAAGCAGAAAAUUGAGAUGGAGAAUAUUUCGGCAUCACAAUCAAAAUUUGGUGAUAUUGAUAACUUCAUUGAAGUAAAUAUAGAGGAAAACAGAAAUUUAAUGCUCCAGCUGCAACAAUUGCAGGAAUCAGAGAAGAGUUUGCAAGUUAAGGUGCAUCUGCUGGAAGAGGCCUUGGGGGAUAAAAAUCAUCAUAUAGAGAACAAAGGGAGUCUGAACAACCAAACCCUUUUGGAAAUUGAGUCAGAACAAUACAAAGGAAAAUUAUAUGCUAUAGAAGAAGAAAUCAUCAGUUUAAAAGCAAAUUCAUCGGAGUCUCUCAAAGGUAGACAAUUUCCAGAAAUGGGGUCCUUAAAUGAUGGUGAUGUGAAUAUGAUCAGAGAAAUUCAACUAUUGAAAGAAAAAGUGCAGGAGCUAGAGAGGGAUUGCAAUGAGCUGACAGAUGAAAACCUAGAGCUUUUAUUCAAGCUUAAGGAAGCAACAAAGAAUUCCAUGGUAGGAGGCACUUCUUUUGAUCUUCCACCCCAUGAGCUGUUAAAUAACUCUUUUACUAGCAUUGAGUCUGAAGUGAGUGAACAUAAAUCCCAAACAAACUAUCUGGAAGAUAAGUUAAAGAGGAAAAGUCUGAGAGAGGCUGAAGAUAAUGAUGACAUUUCAACUCAAGAACUUGAGAGUUUGAAUGUGGAACUGGAAGUUAAAGUCACAGAACUGGGUAAGGAAUUGGCUGACAAAAUUUCUGAGAUUGAAAAACUUCAGUCUAAGCUGCGGUCUAAAGAACAGGAGAUUGGAGUUCUUAGACAGUGUCAAAGGGAAUUAGAGGCUAGUGUCUCUAAUCUUCAGAAGGAAAAAAUCCAGUUAGAGGAACAAAUGGAAGCUGUGCAAGUAGAAAGUGACAUCACAUCUAAAUGCUUGAGUGAUUUGCGAAAUGAUUUAAUGGCACUUAGCAGCAGCUUGGAUUCCCAUGUCUCUGCCAAUAAGUUUCUUGAAAGAAAAUCUUCAGAGCUAGAAAAUGGAAAACGUGAACUAGAGCUCUGUAUGUUGGAGCUUAAAGAAGAAAAUGGGCAGUUGUCAGUGCGCAUAUCUGAUUUGGAAGAAGAACUAAGAUAUUUGACUGAUGGGAGGGAGUCCAACCAAUUUGAGUUAGAGAAUUCCAAGGCUUAUGCUCAGAGUCUCGAAGAUGAGAUCACUAGAUUAAGAACUGAAAUAGAUUCUGAAAAGGUAUAUAUGAAAGAAAAGUUGCAGGAGAUGCAAAACCAGUGGUCAGAAGCUCAAGAAGAAAGUGAAUAUUUCAGAAGAGAAAAUUCAAAGUUAGAAGCUACAGCUGAGAGUUUCAUUGAAGAAUGCAGUACUCUUCAGAAAUCCAAUGGAGAGUUGAGGAAGCAAAAAGUGGAGCUGCACAACCAUUGUUCACGCUUGGAGGCAAAGUUGACGGCAUCACAAAGAAAUUUUGCAGAUUGCUCCAAAAGAGUUGAAAUGUUAGAAGAAAAUCUUUCUUCAACUUUGGAAGAAAUUGCCUCAAAAGAGAAAAGCCUUACUUCAGAAUUAGAUGCACUUUUUGAUGAAAACAGAAGAUACAAAGAAAAAAUUAUCAUGGGAGAAGGCUUAUUAAAUCAGAUGCAUUUGGAGAAAAAUGUUGAAGUUGAGAACCUUCAACGAGAGGUAGAACACCUAAUCAAGCAACUUUCUGAAAAGCAUGAAGAAAAAGAGAGAAUAGCUUCUGAUGCUGUGCUUGAAGUAUCCAGUUUAAGUGCAGAAAAAGCUAAUCUGAAAACUUCUCUUCAAGAAGCUCAAUCUAAGAUUCAAAUAAUUGAGAAUGAGCUUGAUAUCAUGCGGAUAGCAUCUGAAUCAAAGCUGCAAAGCCUGAUGGGUGAGCUUGCUGCUUCAAAACAAAACCAUGAAAUGCUGAUGGCUGACCAUGAAAAAGUGUUGAAUCUGCUAGAUAAUUACAAAUCAGAAGCAGCAAAAUUGAAAACGACUGUGAAUGGUCUUGAACAACAGCUUGCAGUUACUGAAAAUGAACAGCAACAACUUGUGGAAGAAUCUAAAAGUUUCAAGGUCCAGUUGCAGACAAUGGCACAUCUUAAUGAUGAAGUUUUGGUUUUUAAGAAUGAGCUUGAUGCAACUAAGUUUGAAAAGAAGAAACUGGAAACAUCAUUGCAUUUAAUGUCUGAGGAACAUGAAGAUUUGAAGGCAGAGAAUAAUUUACUUGUUGAGAAGAUCUCUGUGUUGCAGAAGGCUGUGUCUGAACUAGAGGACUGCAAACGUGCCAGAGUAAUAUUAGAAGAAAAGCUUCUGCAGAUGGAGAGCAAUCUAAUGGCAAAAGAGGCACUAUCUGUUCAGGAGACCGAACCAAAAAAUGAGCUCAGCCAUAUCAGGAAAGCAAACAGGCAAUAUCAGCGGAAGAUACAACUACUUGAGGAGGAGAAAGAUCAGUGUGUAACAAAAGUUCAAGCCCUUGAAGAAGAACUAAAGCUGAUGAAGGAAGGGAAGCAGAACCAGAGGGAGUCCAGCACUAUGAAGGUUCCUAGUUUGUCUAAAACCCAUGCUAAAGUUACUCCUGUCCAUGAAGAUAUGAAGCCCUCAAAGAAGAAUGAAGUGGUGAAGAACACUAGCCAGCAACGUGAUAAUAAAAAGAAGCAAUCCUUGAAGAAUGCUCAAGUACAAGAACUUGUAAAAGAUCAUCAGAAGCUUUGUAGCAACCAAUAUCAAAGAGAGGAUGGUAGUGGCAAUGAGAUUCUUGAUGAAAGUCCUCUUGCUGUUGGAGUCGAUCCUGCUUCAAAGAUUCAGUUGCUUGAGCAUGAACUUGCCAAGGCUAUGGAAGCAAAUAACAAAUAUAAAGCUGAGCAUGACAGGUUGUCUAAAAGCCGAAACAACCAUGCACACUCUCCUAAAAAAUCGAUAGCAGAAGAUGACAUAGUGGCAAAAGAAAGUAAUGGACGCACAAAAUCAUCACUAGAGGCAGAGUUAAUAGACAUUCGCGAGCGAUACCUCCACAUGAGCCUCAGAUACGCUGAGGUAGAAGCUCAGCGUGAGGAACUUGUGAUGAAGCUCAGGGCAAGCAAAAAUGUAAAAAGAUGGUUUUCAUGAACUCAAGACCAUAAAUAAGCAAUUUCUUGUACUUUUUCAGUCUCCCCAAUUCAGGUAGCUUGUUCCACGAAUUUUUGAAGUAUAUAAGAUUUCUCAAUCUUUUACGUAUAUUCCAGAGUGUGAGUUAUUGUAAAGAAGAAUAAUACACCCCUAGCCCAAGUUUGUAAAUGAAGGAACAAUUGAGGCUGACAGGAUUAUAGAGACGUAAAAGAAAUAAAACAAAAUGGUUUUCUUUUUUCC